AUGUAGCAGAGAAAUUAGCUAGUUUCAAAUAACUUAGAUUUACGUAAUUCUUUCUUUUCACCUGAAACAAAUCUGUGGACUACCAAUAUAAACUUUGCUUCUUAAUAAAAUGCUUUGAUUGUUGUUAAAUAUUUAGAAAAAGUUAAAGAAAAAAAUUUAUAUAUUGGAGCAUAAUACAUAAAAUACUCAAGACAUGUAAAUAAAAUGUUUAAUUUAGAAAUAUAUCUCCUUUAUAGAGGCAUUUUUGACUAUUUUACGAAAUUCAAACGAUGAAAUAGUGGGAUUUAGAUUAGAGAAAAAUGGUAAUAAAAUUGAGUUUUUCGGAUAAAUAAAAGGUUGGCUUGCUAUCCUUAUGAAAGAAUGUAUUAGUUUAGACUUUGUUUCCAAUUUUCAGAUAGUGAAAUUGCUAGGAAGUGGAUCAGCAGCUAAUGUAUACUAAAUUGUUUAAAGUUAGGUUUAUAAAGUGAAUUCAAAGAUCGAUAAUCAAGACUAUGCUAUAAAAGUCUUUGAUAAAUCCUUAUCUUAUAAAGACUCAACCAUCUAAUAAUCAAUAAAAAUGGAAAUAAAGAUUUUAAGAUAAUUAAAUCAUCCAAAUAUCAUAUAAUAUAAAGGUGUUUUUGAAUCAAACGCUUAGAUUAUCUUAGUGUAAGAACUUUUAGAAGGGGGAGAUCUAAAAAAUAUACUUGGAGAUGAAAUAGUAAACGAAGGAGCUGCUAAAUAAAUAUUAAGAUCAAUUCUAAAAGGAUUAAGUUAUAUGCAUAAUAAAGGUAUAUUUCAUAGGGAUAUAAAAAAAUGUAAUUUAAUGUUAAGAACACAAGAUAAUUUUAAUUCUCUUUGUAUAAUUGAUUUCGGAUUAGCUGAAAAAGCAAAUGAUGAUAAUAAUUAUUUAUUUAAAUAUUGCGGAACUCCAGGUUGUGUAGCACCAGAGAUUUUGAGAAAACAAAAAUAUGGAUUAAAAGUUGAUAUAUAUAGUGUUGGAAUAUUGGGUUAUUAAAUCUUAUUUGGAAAAGACCCAUAUUAAUCAGCUUCAGCUAAGGAAACUAUUUUGAAAAACUUUUUAGGGCAUAUUGAUUUUUUAAAUAUACCUUAGAUUUCAAACAAUGGAUUAUGUUUUAUAAAAUCGCUAUUAUAAGAUGAUCCAAUUAAUAGAUUAUCUGCAAAAUAAGCAUUAAAACACCCUUUUUUAUAUAAUGAAGAAAAUUAAUUAAUUACCAGAAAUUAUCUUGAUGUUAAUAGAACUAAAGCCAUUUCUCCAAAAUUGAAACCUUUAAUCUUUAAAAAUUCAAGAAAUUCAUCACCAAAUGGAAGUCCUAAAAUAUAACCAAACAAAGUUUAUUUCAGAGCUUAAGCAAGUCCUUUACGUAAAAAUACUGAAUAAAAAGAAAAAAUUUCUAAUUCUGAAAAUUAUGGAAAAUUAACUUCAUCAUGGAAUUUUAGAAAUACAUUUAAAAAAAUGAAUACAAAAUGA
Molecule: messenger RNA, 1468 nt
Organism: Paramecium pentaurelia
Lineage: Eukaryota; Ciliophora; Oligohymenophorea; Peniculida; Parameciidae
Source: the annotation of a GenBank genome assembly